AUCAAAUCGCUUGAAGCAUCCACGUGUCGCGCAGGAGAAUCAGUAAAUAAGAAACAGUCGAAUCCAAUCCAAGUCAAACACAGCCUAACAAACAAAACUGAGAAAAGGAGAAAAGAAGUCCACAGACCCCGGCAAAGAGAAGAGCUGAGAGAGUAAGAAAUUCCUCCCCUCUCUCUCUCUCUCUCUCUUUCAACCACACAAUCUCCAAUGGCGGCGACGAUGUACCCGGCGGCAGCUACGGCCGCUUCUUCCACCACUUCCUUCCUACUCCCUGCCAUCCCCGCCGUUAGAACCGUCCGCUGCUCUCGCUUACCUCUCCUUCCGCCUCGCUCAUCCUCCCGCUUCUCGCCUGCUUCGCUCAAAGCGCUCUCAGAAUCCUCGAGGGUUUCCCUGCUCCAGACCAGAGCCACAUCUUCAGAUGAGAGCUCGGUCGAUACUAGUGAGAUCUUCACUGAUCUCAAGGAGAAGUGGGAUGCAGUGGAGAACAAGUCCACCGUGCUUGUCUAUGGAGGUGGGGCAAUAGUUGCCGUUUGGCUGUCAUCCAUUCUCGUAGGUGCCAUCAAUUCGGUGCCUUUGCUCCCUAAGAUCAUGGAGUUGGUCGGGCUUGGCUACACCGGCUGGUUUGUCUACAGAUACCUCCUGUUCAAGCAAAGCAGGAAAGAACUGGCUACAGAUAUUGAGACAUUGAAGAAGAAGAUUGCUGGGACGGAAUGAGAUCCCGAGUUAACGACACAGAAGUAUCUUUCAAUUCUCGAUUAUGUUUGCUUCGUGAGGAAUCACAUCCGUCGUAUCAUGUAUGUAGUAGUAACAUGUGUAGAGUAGAGGUUGCCCUAUGACUGGAAUUCAUGUGACCUAAGUGCUACCCCCAUUGUUCUGUUAUG
Molecule: messenger RNA, 881 nt
Organism: Linum trigynum
Lineage: Eukaryota; Viridiplantae; Streptophyta; Magnoliopsida; Malpighiales; Linaceae
Source: the annotation of a GenBank genome assembly